UUGUUUCUAUUAGAAGUGAUCAUGGGGGAGAAUUUGAAAAUAAUGACUUUGAAGAUUUUUGCAUUGAACAUGGUAUUUAUCAUAAUUUUUCAGCCCCUAGAACUCCUCAACAAAAUGGGGUGGUUGAACGGAAAAAUCGUACUUUUGAGGAAAUGGCAAGGACUAUGAUUUGUGAGAAUGAUUUGCCAAAAUCCUUUUGGGCUGAAGCCAUUGCAACCUCUUGUUAUUUGUUGAAUAGAGUUAUGGUGAGGCCUAUUCUUAAUAAAAACCCCUAUGAAAUUUACAAAGGAAGAAAACCUAAGAUUUCCUACUUUAGAGCUUUUGGUUGUAAAUGCUUUGUCUUGAACAAUGGAAAGGACUCUCUUGGAAAAUUUGAUUCUAAAAGUGAAGAAGGCAUCUUUGUUGGAUACUCUACUUCUAGUAAAGCUUACCAUAUGUAUAAUAAACAUACUAAAGUUGUUGAGGAAUCUAUUCAUGUGGUAUUUGAUGAGACUAACCCUAUUUGCUCUAGAAAGUCUUGUAAUGAUGAUGAUGUAGAUGCCAUUGGAAAACAAAUUAAAGAUAUAAAUCUCAAGGAGGACAACACCAAGGAAGCUCAAGAUGAGAAAAAUGAGGAGGACAAACAUGAAGAAGUGCAACAAACACAUGAGCUAAGAGAACCAACUUUCCCAAGAGAAAGAUCCUAUGUCAAAGGUAAUGAAAUUCUUGGGGAUCCAUCAAAAGGAGUAAUUACUAGAUCUCAUGCUCAUAAUACUUGUGCUUUCAUUGCCUUUAUAUCUCAAAUUGAACCAAAUAAUCUUGAUGAUAGUUUAAAUGAUCCUAAUUGGGUGAUGGCUAUGCAAGAAGAAUUAGCUCAAUUUGAAAGAAAUAAGGUUUGGAAUCUUAUUUCUAGACCUAAAGACCAUCCCAUCAUAGGAACUAAAUGGGUUUUUAGAAACAAGUUAGAUGAGAAUGGAAUUGUGGUUAGAAACAAGGCAAGACUAGUUGCUAAAGGCUAUUGUCAAGAGGAAAGAAUUGAUUUUGAUGAGACUUUUGCCUCAAUAGCUAGACUUGAAGCAAUUAGAAUGUUAUUGGCUUUUUCAUGCUUUAAAGGUUUUACACUUUAUCAAAUGGAUGUUAAAAGUGCUUUUCUAAAUGGUUAUAUUCAAGAAGAGGUUUAUGUUGAGCAACCUCCCGAUUUUGAAGAUCCAUCUUAUCCAAACCAUGCUUAUAAACUUUCAAAGGCUUUAUAUAGCUUAAAACAAGCUCCUAGAGCUUGGUAUGAAAGAUUAAGUAGUUUUUUUCUUGCAAAUGGUUUUUUUAGAGGAAGAGUUAAUACCACCUUGUUUGUAAAAAACAAAGGCCAAGUUAUACUAAUUGUCCAAAUCUAUGUUGAUGAUAUUGUGUUUGGUGCUACUAAUGAUUUUCUUUGUCAAGAGUUUUCCAAAGCUAUGCAAGGUGAAUUUGAAAUGAGCAUGAUGGGUGAGCUCAACUUCUUCUUGGGACUUCAAAUCAAACAAUCCAAAGAAGGCAUCUUCAUCAACCAAAGCAAGUAUCCAAAGGAAAUGCUUAAGAAGUUUGGCAUGGAGACUUGUAAGCCAAUAGCUACUCCUAUGAGCACUUCAAUUAAUCUAGACAAGGGUGAAGGAGGUUCGCACCUCACGAACCCAACUCGUGGGUUCACACCUAGCGAACCCAAGCUCCUGGGUGCGAACCCGCGAGCUGGGUUCGCACCUUGCGAACCCAGGCUCUUGGGUGUAAACCCACGAGCUAGGUUCGCGAGGAACCCAAGCUCCUAGUUAAUAUUGAAGUAUAUAUGCUUUCAUGAUCAAAGUGUUUUGUCAUCAUCAAAAAGGGGGAGAUUGUUGUACCUAUGAUUUUGAUGAUUACAAAACACAUUUGAGUGACUAAUUAAUUUAUUUAAGUGUG
Rubroshorea leprosula is the source of this 1908-nucleotide messenger RNA. Lineage: Eukaryota; Viridiplantae; Streptophyta; Magnoliopsida; Malvales; Dipterocarpaceae. The record is from the annotation of a GenBank genome assembly.